AUCGUUGCUCCCAGAGAUCCAAAGUUCGGAUCCGGACUGGGAUAAAACCCGGAGCGCUCCAGAGCUUCGGCACACAGUCUCCUGUCCUGCAGUGGGUCCAGGUCUCUCCGUCCUCAGUGAAGAUGAAGUCCAGUUUGUUCCUGGUGGCGGUUCUGGUGUGCGGCCUGGUCGGCGCUCAGCCGGGCGGUCAGCCGGGCGGUCUGCCUGAGCGGGUCCAGAAGCUGGAGGCGGACAACGACGUCCUGACCAAAUCCAGGGUGGCGUUCUCCGCCGCGCUCUUCAACGUCGACAGCAACACCUGGACCACCAAGGGCCCGGUUGGAGCUGAUGAAACUCUGAAGUUCGAGAAAGUGAUCACCAACAUCGGCAACGGAUACGACCCGGCAACAGGUAUCUUCACCGCCCCGGUCACAGGGCUCUACUACAUCCGGGCCACUGGAAUCGCCGGUCCGAACGGUGAGCUGCAAGCCGGGGUGAAGAAGAACGGAGAAAACAUGUUCACCAUCUUCCACAAAGCAGGAACCCAGUCCGGCGCCUCCAACGGGAUGGCGAUGGUUCUGCAGCAGGGAGACCGGGUCUUCGUCCAGCUGUGGGCCGGGAAGAGCAUCGCUGACCAGGGCCGCCUCAGCACCUUCACCGGGUUCCUCGUCUUCCCCAUUUAGAUGAAGGUCGUCCUGAACCAUGGCAGACAUCUUGGUCAAGAAGCCCAGCAGGAAGUCUGCUGGAUGGCUGUCAAAUUAAAAGCACUGAUGAAUAAAAAUCAGUUCAUCAGAUCUCACAGAAAUAAACUCCUGAAAACCAACAA
Messenger RNA from Gambusia affinis (western mosquitofish), 805 nucleotides. Its product is annotated as complement C1q-like protein 2. The record is from RefSeq and is a predicted model, not a curated record. The transcript is spliced from 3 exons. Gene Ontology annotation, molecular function: protein binding. Bases 123 to 662 code for a protein of 179 amino acids. NCBI's taxonomy places the organism in Eukaryota, Metazoa, Chordata, Actinopteri, Cyprinodontiformes, Poeciliidae.